This is a messenger RNA of Ogataea philodendri, 936 nucleotides long. RefSeq lists its product as uncharacterized. The record is from RefSeq and is a predicted model, not a curated record. Lineage: Eukaryota; Fungi; Ascomycota; Pichiomycetes; Pichiales; Pichiaceae. Gene Ontology annotation, cellular component: cytosol. The coding region runs from base 1 to 936 and encodes 311 amino acids. The transcript has a single exon. Gene Ontology annotation, molecular function: aldose reductase (NADPH) activity.
AUGUCUUUUCCCACAGCAACCCUGAACAACGGCGUCGUGAUGCCCCUGGUGGGCCUAGGAACCUGGCAGUCCCAGCCCAACGAGGUGGCUCUUGCUGUCGAGCACGCCCUGAAAAACGGCUACAAGCACAUCGACACUGCCGCCAUCUACGGCAAUGAGGCCGAGGUGGGCGAUGGAAUCAAGAACAGCGGCGUCGACCGUAAAGAUAUCUUUGUCACCACGAAGCUGUGGAAUUCCCACCACGCUCCAGAGGAUGUGCUGCCUGCUUUGGAGGAGAGCCUGAAAAAGCUCCAAUUGGAUUACGUUGACCUGUAUCUGAUGCAUUAUCCGUUUGCCUGCGACAAGACUGCCUUUUUGGAGUCGUCUGCGUCCAAGCCAGCAGAUAUCGACUAUGUCGACACCUGGAAAGCCAUGGAGAAGCUGUUGGACACCGGCAAAGUCCGUGCCAUUGGAAUCUCCAACUUCUGUCUCAGCGAGACCAAACGCCUGCUGGAAACAUGUACUAUCAAGCCACAGGUCCACCAGAUGGAAAUGCACCCGUACUUGAAGCAGAACGAGUUUUUAAAGUUCCACAAGGAUAACGGCAUUCACGUGACUGCGUACUCUGCGUUCGGCAACCAGAACUCCUCGUACGAGACGUCUGGCGAGCCAAAAAUUCUGGAGCAUCCUAAGGUGGUUACUGUGGCCGAAAAGCUCGGAAAAACCCCGGCUCAGGUGCUGGUUGCAUGGGCUAUCCAUAGAGAAACCUCGGUGCUUCCUAAAUCUGUGACGCCCAAGAGAAUCGACGAGAACCUCGGUGGAGAGACUGUGAAGCUGUCGGAUGAGGACUACGCCGCAAUCUCCGACCUGGGAUUCAGUAAAAGAUACUCCGACUUCGGUCCCUUUGUUGGUGCUUGGUACUACAGUGAUCUGGAGUGUCCUGGUAAAAAGGCCUGA